AUGCCCAAGCCCACCCCUCAGUCUGCACCGAAAUCUGCGGUAGAAGAGAAUAACUUGAGGAGGGAGAGUGACACUCACGCUACUGAUACUGCUGCUGCUGUUAUCCAGGAUGAGGUUGACUUCUUAGAGAAGCUCUUGUUGAAGGAGGAUGGGGUCGAGGUGGACGUUGGGGCGCUGAGAGAGGAGAUUGAUGUUUUGAGGGGGUUGGUUGGGAAGUUAGAUGGGGGUAAGGAUUGUAGGUAG
Pyrenophora tritici-repentis Pt-1C-BFP is the source of this 243-nucleotide messenger RNA. Lineage: Eukaryota; Fungi; Ascomycota; Dothideomycetes; Pleosporales; Pleosporaceae. The record is from RefSeq and is a predicted model, not a curated record.